This is a messenger RNA of Folsomia candida, 3848 nucleotides long. Its product is annotated as centrosomal protein of 131 kDa-like. Gene Ontology annotation, cellular component: centriolar satellite. The record is from RefSeq and is a predicted model, not a curated record. Lineage: Eukaryota; Metazoa; Arthropoda; Collembola; Entomobryomorpha; Isotomidae. Bases 144 to 3710 code for a protein of 1188 amino acids. Gene Ontology annotation, biological process: regulation of centrosome duplication; cilium assembly; intraciliary transport involved in cilium assembly. The transcript is spliced from 10 exons.
ACUACACACUCGAGUCCACUUAUACAUUUUUAUCAUGAAGUGAAUGGCCGAAUUUAGGUUUUAACUUAAUACUAUUUCAAUAAUUCUUGUGGUGAAAGUGCAUACAAAUUUUUGGAACGCUUUACUUCCAAAUAUAGCCUAGUAUGAGACAAAAUGGAAAGAUGUCCAAAAAUAGUAAAUCACUCGGAUCAGAAAAGGGGAACGAUGACGGUAGAACAAAAAAGAGACCAUUUAAAGUCGGUCCAUAUCGGGCAAAUUCUGCUGUAGAAAGUUAUAAUUCGAAAAACACUACAAAGACAAAUAGCAGAUUGACAAGGAGCAAAAGUGUUGAAUCUACAGGAAUUUCGAAGCAAAUUGGAAAAGAUGGUCAUGCAGCAAGCCUACAGUUAUUUCCAAUAAAUCAAAUGCAGAUUUCUGCCCAAAAAAUUCAGCGUACUAAUAGCGUGGCCUAUGAUGGAAGAAAAGUACAACAAAGUCAAAGUACUGGAAAUAAUGUUGGACAAGGAGGCCCCAAAAAACGACGCCCUUUUUCUUUCUCCAAGAACUUUGACUUUAACGACUCUGUUGCAACUGGUGGUGGUGAAGGAGAUGAAGAUAUACCUUUCGCUUAUCAGAAAUACAAAAAUAUUGGUCGUUCAUUUGACGAACCAUAUCAAGGGACUCCUCCUAUUCAACAAGCCGUCAAAAGUCCCCGAGUUCAUUUUGCAGAACCUUUGCAUAGUACUAAUGGCAAAACUAUUCUUCCCAUCGAAGGAGACGAUAAAAUAAGUGAACCGAUUAGAGUAAUAUCACAGAAUGACAGCAUUGAAAAUAGUGAAAGCAUUGUGGCUCCUACUCCUAUGAAUACGAGUCAUCAUGUUCCAGACCAAAAAAAGUCGGGACGCUUGGACAGACGACCAAUCGCCUCAAUUAAAACCACUCCCCAGUUGGACAAUUUGACUUCAGAAGAUGAACUUAUAAUUGCCCAAACUGACGACUUGAUAUCAGACGUUACUCGCUAUUUUGCAGACAUCAACUCUGCUCGUACUAAACAAUUUCCGGUUUCACUCAACUUUUCCUACUCCCCAAAUAAAAAUGAGGAAGAAACUUUGCAAAAUAAAGACCUCGAACAAUUUCGUACUUUGGCAAACUCUACUAUUCAGAGUGUUGAAGGAUUAGAUGACGUUACGUGUCCUUCCAUUGUCAUGAUGGAUAGUGCAAGAAGUACUAACUUUAGUAGUUCACCACCACUUAUGGGACACAGAUUAUUUGACCUUAGCCCAGACGGAGGAGGGACCUCGAUUAGCCGCCCUGCUUCUGCCUCCUUCGUACGGUCUGUGAGCAACGAGGACAUUCAUGGCAGGAUCGCUCUCACAAUUAAAAUGAUUGAACAAGAAGAACAACGGGAACUAAAAGAAUUGCUCGUGAAAGCCAGUUCCAUUCCCGAUAGAUUAGAAACCAUCCAAGGUUCGGGUAAUUGGGACUCUCUUAUUCAAUAUCAAUAUCCAAAGGUUCAACCUCCACUAAACAACUCUGCUCUUUCACCCAACUUUGGAACUCGGCCUUCGUCCCAAGCGUCCAGUGUCAAAUGCGGUCACAAUACCGAUCAAAAGCCCCUACGCGUUGAUAGCAGUAAAUUCCCACAGUUCCAACCUACUCAGCCUUCCCAACCUCCUAUUGAGAGCCAACAAAGUCUCAAAACUGACUCCUCCCAAGACGUACAAUAUCCUCAUUAUUCUCAAUCUCGGAUAUCUAAUAUUCUUGACAGUGGUGAUGUGCCAUUAUUGGUCAUGACACAAUAUUCGCAUCAGGGAGAAGCCAAUAAUCAUAACUCAGAGCCCGGAGCUUCGAUUCAGGAUUACGCAAAGAUGGAAAGCAGCAAUGAAAAAACCAAGAAAAUAUUCUCCUUUCUCGAUCAAGCGGAGAAAGCGGACAGAGAGACAUUGCUCGGACUUUCCACCAAUUCCAACAGCAACACGACAGGUCAGACGGGAGACAGCAAUACGAAAAAGUCACGAGCAUUCAGUAACGAACCUGGAAGUAACUUGUCAUUCCUACAAAAGAUCGAUUCUUUGAUUACGAAGGGAAGUGUUGAGUUGGCCAAAGAACACAUAAUUCUCGAAAGAAAGUUUGAAGAGUCCCAACAACGUAUUCAAAUUCUGGAAGAAACACUAAUUCACCAGCGUGAAUUAAAUAUGCGCAAUUUAAGAAAUUCUGAACGAGAUUUAAAGAAAAGACUUCGGCUACAGAAGGAAGAAUUUGAUGCCGCUUUUGCAAGAAACGAGGCCCUAAUAAAUGAAAUGGUUGCUGAAAAACGCAUUUUACAAGAACGUUGUGAUAAGCUUAUGAAAAACUUUGACGAAACUGAAGAAAAGUACAAGGAACAGAUUAAAAAUUUGCAGCAAAAACAUUUAGAUGAGAUAAAGCGUGUAAGAAAAGCUCAAAUCACGGCAGAAAGCGUUAAAAAGCAACAGUGGAUGGGGAGCAAAACUCAAGAAAUCAGAGAAAAGACUUUGAUCGGACUCGAACCUGAGGUUCAGCGAAUAAUUCAACGGCAUCAACAAGAAAUGAGCGAAGUGAGGGCCUGGCAUUCUGAUGAACUGCGUGAGACGGAAGAAAGGUAUCAAAGAAAGCUACAAAUGCAAAUACAAGACGUGCGAGAAAAACUGGCGAAAGAAGCGGAUGAAAUUGUCUCCAGAGAGAAAGAGCAGCUCACGUGCCGUUUCGAGAUGGGAUUUAAAGAGCAGGAACAAGGCUUUGAACUUAUUAAACGCAAGCUUUUGAAUGAACUGCAAGAAGAGCGAGAGCGAACAGCCAAGGACGAAAUGAAAUUUAAGGAAAAUAUGCAAGAAAAUAUCAGGAAGGCCCAAAUAAAAGGAGAAGUGGAACUGGACAACUUGAAAGAGGAAUACGAGUCUAAAAUUGCAAACCUAGAGAGAAGACAUACCAGUGAAAUUAAGAGCAUGAAAGAUAUUCACGAAGCCGAAACCAAAACCUUGAUCAGCAAGCUAACUAAACAAUUUGAGAUUGAAGUGAAGCAAAAGGAGAACGAUGUGAUUGCCGACUUGAAGAUUAAAAUGGAAAAUGAGCUGAAACAGAGAGAAAAUAGGUUGAAGGAUGAGUUUGAGAAAGUCAGAAACGAAGAAGAAGCCAGCUCAGACAUUCGAUUCAAGAGAAUGCAGGAAAAAUUUACCCUUGACAUACAAGAAAUGGACCAGUCAGAAAAGGAUCUAAAAUCUAAAUUUAAUCAAGCAAAAUCUCAACUUUUACUGGCUGAAGAACAAGUGUACAGUCUUCGGGCAGCAUUGUCCUUGAAAGAAAAACAAAACGCAGAGCUACAGGAUAUAAAUAUGAAAAUGCUCGAAGAAAGGACCAAUUUAACAUCUGUAAUAAGAAGAGAAUUCUCAUCUCAAAUUGAAUGUUUGGAAAAUGAAAUCAAAGGGAUGAGAAGUAAUUUAGUUGAAAUCCAAUCAAAACACAAAUUAGAGCUUGAACAAAAGUGUUUAGAAACGGAAAAACUAUGUCAGGAUAAAGAUGCAGAGCUUGACAAAAUCGGGGACAGGGUACAACAAACAAUUGAACGUAAAGAUGAAACGAUUCACGGUUUGCAGAAACAGGUGGAAAAAUUAAAUUUCCAGAUUCAGCAUUUAGAAGGAUUGCUUGAAGAACAGAGAAGAAGUCUUGUGGAUAACAUGACCAAGUCCGCUGUGGGAGCAAAUAAGCGGAAAUAAAACGACUUUAUCAUUAUUAUUUAUGACACGGAUAAAUGUGUUUCAUGUUUUGAAACACGGGUACAUAUUUAUAAAUACACAUCUUAUUUGGAAAGAUUUAAUAAAUCUCAGUGUCCUCGUUGCUGUGCAGCCUUGUGA